UGUCAUUUUUGUUUGAUGUUGUAUACGAAGAAUGAUGAUCAAAGAGUAAAUUAACUAUAUGGGAAAUGAUGAUACUGGUACCUAGGUAUCUACGUACCUACCGUACCAUAUUUUUGUGACUUGUGUUAUUUUUCGCAGAAUUACGGGGCUUUCUGCACCAAUAAAACAGACGAGGAAUCACGCGUUUUAUUACAUAGAAAGUUGUCCUUUUUCCUGAUCAUAUUUAUAUCGCAAAAUGAGUGCACCGGAUCACGUUCAAAUUAAAGAUUUGAAAGCUGGCAUGAAGAACAUCAACGCCGUUUUUAUAGUUUUGGAGGUGGGUCCGCCAACACUGACUAAGGAGGCGCGAGAGGUCCGCACGCUGCGAGUCGCGGAUGCGUCCGCCUGCGUGAACCUGUCGGUGUGGGACGAACCCGGCGCCCUGCUCCUACCCGGGGACAUCGUGCGGCUGACGCGGGGUUACGCGUCGCUGUGGCGCAAUGCUCUCACUCUCUACUCGGGCAAAUCGGGAGACAUUCAGAAAGUGGGGGAGUUCUGCAUGUUGUUCAACGAGCAGGUGAACAUGAGCGAGCCGCAGCCGGCUCCGCCCCCCUCUGCGCUCAAUGCCGCGCCGCCCGACCGCUCUAACGGCGCGCACAAUGCGUCCCGCGGUCACCAACCUCCACAACAACAGCCGCUGUCUACCCCGCAGCACAACACAAAAUCAGAUAGAUUUGGACCCAACUCUCAAGACAAUAAACACACACACAAGACCUAUGUGCGAGGCCGGGGGCACCAGCGAGGGAACAAUCGGAGAUAACAUUUUGACAACCUGUAGCUAGUAUUAUAUAAUUGUUGAGACUGAUGUGUGAUGGAGAUGGAGCUGUUACAACUUUGAGUAGCUAACAAAUUGAUAUUGAUUCUUUUUUUACGGAUUUAGUUUUGAAUCACUUCCAAAACAGAAGUCAGUGCUCAUCACUGUUUUCUAUGCAUCUAAUGAUAGACUAAAAUGUAUAAAAACUUGAAUUUAGGUAUUAGGAUUAGGAUUAUAGAUUAAGGAGUGAUGAUAGAUAUUACUUUCAUAAAUAGUUACUUCCUCAUUGAUGUAUAGUUUGAAUUUUGAUAAUUUUCCAGAUAUCUUAGGCUAGACAAUGAAAGGCCUGUUCACCUUCCACUCCAUGCAAUAUUAGUAAGAUAUUAUAAACUGAAUUUUAUAACUGUGAGAUCAUGUAUUUAAAAUGUACAUUUUGUUUUGUAUGUAAAUGUAUAUUAUAGAACAUACAAGCUUAGAUAUCGUGAAUACAGCCAUAACUUACACAACUAA
Messenger RNA from Plodia interpunctella (Indianmeal moth), 1303 nucleotides. RefSeq lists its product as uncharacterized. The transcript has a single exon. Lineage: Eukaryota; Metazoa; Arthropoda; Insecta; Lepidoptera; Pyralidae. The record is from RefSeq and is a predicted model, not a curated record. Gene Ontology annotation, molecular function: DNA binding. Gene Ontology annotation, cellular component: SOSS complex. Gene Ontology annotation, biological process: response to ionizing radiation; mitotic cell cycle checkpoint signaling; double-strand break repair via homologous recombination. The coding region runs from base 236 to 799 and encodes 187 amino acids.